This is a messenger RNA of Blepharisma stoltei, 1279 nucleotides long. The record is from the annotation of a GenBank genome assembly. NCBI's taxonomy places the organism in Eukaryota, Ciliophora, Heterotrichea, Heterotrichida, Blepharismidae.
AUGCUAAAUGGGUAUGGAGAUGCAUUUAAUUAUUGCAAUAGCUCGUUAUAUGAUGUUAUAGAUUGCCAGAAAGCCAAAAUAGACAAUUUUCAAGUCGAAAUGGUUUUUUUGCUAUUUUUAGGAAUUCUUGUGCUAGGCAUCUGCGUUGGAAUAAUUACUCCGUUUUGCUAUUCCACUAUCAAAAUUGAGAAUAAUUUUUGGAAUAAAAUAAGACAAAAUGCCAGUGAUCAUUAUUUUGAGCUGACCCAAUCAAGCCUUGAAAGGCUAGUUAGAGUGCAUAAUCAACCAGAAAUAGAACUAAACAGUAAAAGCCCGUCAAAAACGUCGUUUGAUUUCCGAAAUUAUUGAAAAUAUAUUUGGAGAGUUUUGCUAUAUUUUUUCGUUGUAUUAGCGUUUUCUUUGAUAUAGCCCAGGAACCUGUUUAGAUGGUCUGGUCUGGGAGAAUACUGCGCAGCUCUACGAGUUGGUUCUCCAGUUCAAGCUAACGAAUCAACUUGGGGAUCUAUCAAAUUCCUAGCACCAGGCUUAAUUAUCAACUCCCCUAAUUGGUUCGUCAGCUUGAAAUGAAGAACCAAUUCGGGGAGUUGCACAUCAUUCUCUCAGCCCAGAACUAUCUAACAGAUUCCCAGGUAUAAAUAUUUUAUAUCUGUAUCAACAAUGUGUUGAUUACUUGUCUUAUAGGCCUGAAAUUAUAAGGGAAUUAAUACAAUCUCGGAUUUUAUACAGCAGCUUAGGUGUCUGAACAAGCGAAGUGGCAAUAAAAAAUAUAUAUGUUUCAGAUGAAGAUAAAAUAAAGUAUUCGCUUCCAUUUAAAAAUGACAAAAUAUGAAUGGAGGAAACUAUAAAUAAAAUCAAGCAUGCAGGGUUACAACUAAGAAAAUCUAAAUAUUCUAGCAUUUUAUCAGAGGAAAUUAAAAAAACUCUAUAUGAAUAUGCAGAUAACUCGAUUUAUAAAGAACUUGCAUAUGGAAUUUAUUCUGCUGGGGAAAUGUCAAUAAUGGAUAAUAAUUUUGUUUCUUAUGGUGGUAAAAAUAUAGAAUUGUGAUUGCAUCAGAUGAUUCUCAUUAAUGAAUUAAACAUUAACUACGAUGAGCUGGUUACUGAAGCUGAUCAUUAUUCUGAAUCCGUAGUUAAUAGGCAAAUCACCAUCAUAGUUUGAGUUUUAACAAUUUUUAUAGUGAUUUCCUUCCUAAUGUAUUUUGGAUUAUAUCUGAGAUUUUUCAAUGAAGAAAAAAAGUCCUUAAGCAAAAUGCACACAAUUAUGGAAAUAAUGCCAUAA